GCUUUGUGUUCCUACUCGAUCCCUCCUCCAUCCUUUCUGUCAUGUCUCUUUCAUUCUAUUAGAGACGGGGCAGAGGAGCUUUAAAGGGGCUAAACCAUUCCCUGUUUCUUGCUAAACUCAGAGGACCUAAUCCAUUCCCAGUUUCUUCUUCAGCUCUGAGAUACAGUAAGAAAAGAGAGAUUCUUUAGCUAUUGUCAGAUUGGUUCAUUUCACGAGGAUGAUACUUGAAUUCAGCUGUUCUUUUCCUCCCCCCUCUCUCUCUCUCUCAUUUGAUUUUUACUAUUCUAUGUUAUUGUUGAUUCUGUGAGAAAAUCCCAGUCUGGUGAGCCAUGAAUCACCACCUUCUUCCAGAUUGGAAUAUUGAAGGCGAUGUCCCUGUAACCAAUCAGAAGAAACCCAUGGGGCAAGAGCAUGAGCUUGUAGAGCUCUUAUGGCGAAAUGGGCAGGUGGUAUUGCACAGCCAAACACAGAGAAAAUCCGGUCUUGCUCCAAAUGAGUCUAAACAAGUUCAGAAACAUGAUCAAACCAUGCUAAGGAAUGGUGGGUCAUGUGGGAAUUGGAGUAAUUUGAUUCAGGAUGAGGAGUCAAUCUCAUGGAUCCAAUACCCACUGGACGAUUCCCUUGACAAGGAGUUCUGUUCUAAUUUGUUCAUGGAAUUGCCGCCCAAUGAUCCAGUUCAGCCUGAAAAGCCUGUUAGACACUCUGAACAAGAAAAGUCUGUCCCCAAUGUCGUCCCCAGCUCACAACAACCUAUUUUUAAGCAUUUGGGUAGCCCUGAAUUCCCAGGAAACCCAAUGCCGCCGCCUAAGUUUCAGGUUCCUGGUUCAGUCCAGCAGAAUUGCAGCUCAGGAGGAUUUGGAAAGAUUGUUAACUUUCCUAACUUUUCAUUCCCAGGGAGAACCAAUUUAGGAUCUUCCAAGGCACAACUGGGGGGAAAGGGAUCAGGAAAUAUGGCACAAGGAGGAGAUGCUAAAGAGGGUUCAGUCGUGACAGUUGGGCUGAGCCACUGCGGCAGCAAUCAAGUUGUGAAUGAGGCUGACUUGAGCCGAUUUUCAAGCAGUGGCGUUGGCACCGGUUGUUUAUCUUCAGGGCAUGUCAAGGACAAUGUUCCGAGGAUAGUUUCUCAGGGGGACAGAAGGCAAACAGAGACGCUUGAACCUACUGUUACUUCAUCUUCCGGUGGUGGGUCGGGCAGUAGUUUUGGGAGAACAUACAAGCAGUCGACCGACACCAAUAGCCACAAAAGAAAGGGCAGAGAAGCAGAGGAAUCUGAGUGCCAAAGCGAGGCUGCUGAGCAUGAAUCAGCUGCAAGAAACAAGGCAUCACAAAGAUCCGGGUCAACUAGGAGGAGCCGUGCUGCUGAAGUCCAUAAUCUCUCAGAGAGGAGACGGAGAGAUCGAAUCAAUGAGAAAAUGAAGGCAUUACAGGAGCUUAUACCUCACAGCAACAAGUCAGAUAAAGCAUCGAUGCUAGAUGAGGCAAUUGAGUACUUGAAGUCCCUCCAGUUACAACUUCAGUUGAUGUGGAUGGGAGGUGGUGUCGCGCCUAUGAUGUUUCCAGGAGUCCAGCACUAUAUGGCCAGAAUGGGAAUGGGAAUGUGUCCACCUCCACUGCCUUCUAUUCACAACCCAAUGCAUUUACCAAGGGUUCAACUAGUUGAUCAGUCCACAUCUGCAGUUCCACCGCCAAACCAGCCUCCAAUUUGCCAAACCCCAGUCUUGAAUCCGGUUAAUUAUCAAAAUCAGAUGCAAAAUCCCAACUUUUCGGAGCAGUUUGCACAUUACUUGGGCUUCCACCCUAUGCAAACUCCCUCUCAGCCCAUGAAUGUGUUCAGCUUUGGAUCCCAGAGUCACCCCAUGGCAUCGCCUGCCACCACUGGUGGCACCUCCACUGCAGCUGCUGCAGUUGAUGGUGCUCCAGGCAGCAAGUUGGGUUAAUACCAGUGGGUACGCAUGCUGCUCGAAUGCUUUUGGUUCCAUUACACAUCAAGUGCGCCCAUUGCAAGAUGAUGAUAAAAGCCAUCCAUUAGUCUUGGUGGAUGGCCUAGGCCAGCUCUUCCUACAUAGACUAAGGAUCCAUCAAGUUAUGUGUUUACCCAUAUGGAUGAAAUUAUAUCUCAAGCUUUGGAUGAAAACGAUUCAGUUUCAGUCACUUGCUUCCUUGCAACUUGAGCAUGGAGACAAGGAUAGCAUUGUCAAAUAGUCCUUCCCCCUUUCUCUAAUGGAGAAAUUAUUAUUUUUGACUCUGGAUAAUAAUGUUUAAAAAAAGGUGGUUAUUGUUGGAGCAUAAUUGGUAUGAAAACUCAUCAUUUUCCUUUCCAUGAA
Molecule: messenger RNA, 2324 nt
Organism: Vitis riparia (riverbank grape)
Lineage: Eukaryota; Viridiplantae; Streptophyta; Magnoliopsida; Vitales; Vitaceae
Product: transcription factor PIF4-like
Exons: 10
Coding region: 330-1937 (535 amino acids)
Biological process (GO): regulation of DNA-templated transcription
Molecular function (GO): DNA-binding transcription factor activity; protein dimerization activity
Source: RefSeq, a predicted model, not a curated record